This is a messenger RNA of Striga hermonthica, 2541 nucleotides long. The record is from the annotation of a GenBank genome assembly. Lineage: Eukaryota; Viridiplantae; Streptophyta; Magnoliopsida; Lamiales; Orobanchaceae.
UGCCUCAGUGUUCAGUAUGGAAGACGAAGAACUCAGUAGGAGACUGGGUGAUGUUCAGUUAUCAGAGAUAGAAGCUAAUCUCAUCCCCUUGGCCACGGACGAUAUUCAGAAAAGUAAGGACGAGUGUGCCAAAAGUAUUUUCGGGAAGGUCAUCGGACAACGCAAGGUUCAUCUAAUCGGUCUGAAAAGGGUUCUUUCCCAAAUAUGGCAAAUCCAGGCCCCGAUGACAAUCAAAGAAAUCAGCAGCAACUACUUCCAAUUCAUUUUCUCAAACCUAGAAGACAAAGACAAAGUGCUGAAAGGAACAAAUUGGCUUAUUGAUAACCAAUAUCUAAUCCUUAGAGAUUGGUCUGAAAGCAUCAAUAGUCAACACGAAAGCUUCAAGGAAUUGGAGAUAUGGGUUCAGGUGUGGAAUGUCCCAAUCCACUGGUCAUCUACAGAAGUUGGACUCAAAAUUGGGAAGGCUUUCAAAAGAGUCAAGAAUGUAGUCAUCCCCCAGUAUGGUCCUCUGGCUGGGAAAUGUCUAAGGAUGCUAGUAACCAUUGACAUUGAGAUGCCUAUUCUCAGAUAUUCAUGCUUGCAACUGGAGGGCACCACGAAGAUUGUUGAAUUCAAGUAUGAAAGGUUAGUGAACUUCUGUCAUUAUUGCGGGAUCAUUGGGCAUUUGGACAAAAAUUGUGAAAAGCGGAUGCAAGACAUGGACACUGGAAACCUCAGAGAAGGAGCUUAUGGAGACUGGCUUAAAGCUCAUGACUACCCUCCCUUGGGACACAAUCAUCAGACCAACUCAAAUUCAGAAUCCCCUUCUCCUUCUCCAAACCAAAAAUCUCACACUCCUCCCCCCUUAACUGUCAAGGUUAACCCCCUCAACACCAACCCAAACACAGACAACCCAUCUUCAUCCAACAAUACAUCCAAUCAGAACUCUACCACCCUAAACCCUCAUAAUAAGCCCUGUAAUCCUCCUAUCUCCCCUGCAUCAUUGAUCCAACCUCUCUCACCAACCAAAAGCCAAUCCUCCUCACCCAUUACCCCAAACACUAUCACUAAAAUCAUUCCUCAUCCUACCUCCCCCAAACCAGACAGCUCUCAACAAAUAACCCCCAUGGAAACCUUACCUCUCUUCAUCCCUGAAGAAAACACCCAGAACCUUCAACUAGUGACCUGUCCCCAACCUGUAAACUUUAACCUGCAACCAUCUCCAACCCCAACUCAAACCAAUCCUAGUAAAAAAUGGAAGAGAAAGCAAGUCUCCCCCAGCAAAGGGGUCCAAAAUGCUAUUUCCCAGGGCAGACUUAUCAGAACCAAGAGACAGCUUACCAUUCAAGAACCACAAGGCAAUUCCAUAAUUGGUAGAAGUGGUGGGCUUUUGUUGCUUUGGAAUUCUGAUGUUCACAUAUUCCAAAUUAUCAAAUCUGAGUUUUGUAUGCAAGUGGAGUAUUGGGAUGAAGCCAAGAACCACACCUGCUGGGGAAUUUUUGUCUAUGCCAGCACUCAGCAGUCAGUUAGGCAUGACCAGUGGCAGUUUCUUCUGGAUGCUCAAAAUCAGUGGGGUGACUACUGGUUUAUAGGAGGAGACUGGAACGAGAUUACCUGUCAAGAGGACAAACAAGGAGGCAUAAGUAGAACUCUCUCUUCUUUCAGUGCAUUCAACAGAUUUAUAUCAUUAAUGGGUAUGCAAGAUAUGGCUCUCCAAGGUCACAGGUUUACUUGGGCAAACAACAGACAAGGAGAAGGAUAUGUGGAGGAACAACUAGACAGGAUAUUUUGCUCUCUGGGAUGGCUCUCCCUCUACCCUAACACAGUAGUCAGCAAUGAAUUUAAGAGCUCAUCUGAUCACAGCAUGCUUCUCCUUAAUUCCAACCCAGAAAUCAAGCCUCAUAAGAAAAGAUUUUUCUUUGACCAAAGAUGGAUUCACAGAGAGGAUGUCUCUGAAGUUGUCUCUAAAGCAUGGAACCUUUAUCAAUCAGGCACACCCAUGUUCUGCUUCCAAGAAAAGAUCAAAGGGGUAAGGCUGCAACUACUGAAAUGGAGCUGCAAGUUUAAAACUGAGUCUGCCAAGAAGAUUGAGAGCUUGCACAGACAACUUGCUGAACUGAGAUGGGAAGGAGGGUUGAGGGAUUGGCAUAGGUGGGAUUCUAUCCAAAAGGAGUUGAAUAAAUUGUACAAAGAUGAAGAACAAUUCUGGCAGCAAAAAUCAAGAAUCUCCUGGCUAAAACAUGGAGACAAAAACACUAAGUUCUUCCAUGCCCAGACCACCCACAGAAGAAGAAGGAACAAAAUCACAAGACUUAUCAAUGAUGACUCCACAGUCUGUGAAUCUCAGGAUGAAAUAUCCCAGUGCAUUGAGGAGUUCUACAAUAAUCUUUUCUCAACCCAAGGCCCUUCUGGGACUGAUCCAGUGCUGGAUGAAGUAUCUCCUGUCAUUACUGAAGCUAUGAACACUGAACUCACUGCCAAUGUUGAUGAAGAAGACAUUAGAACUGCUCUCUUCUCUAUCUCCCCUCAGAAAGCUCCUGGGCAAGAUGGUAUGACCUCUCU